AUGACCAUCGCCUUUCUCGGAGCAACAGGCGGCUGCGCAAAUGCCUGUCUAGCAUACACACUCCUAAAUGGCCACAAAGCCCGAGCCCUAGCACGCACACCUUCAAAGCUUACAACCCUCCUCCUGGACCAACCAGGCAUAACCCAACAAAUCCUAGAUACCCAACUAGAAAUCAUCGAAGGCGACGCCACAGACGUGGAAAGCAUAACCAAAACACUCAUCACAAACUCAAACUCCCUACCAAAUGACCACGCUCCCUGCAAGCUAGUCUCAAGCAUAAUCUCCGGUCUAGGCGGCACACCAAGCAUGUCCUUCACGCGCGAGACGAAGUGUCCAACAUCGAAAUUCCGUGUGCCGGCAGUGCCGCACAUUGAGCUAUCCAAUCCGAAUAUCACAGAGCAAAUGACGCGCACGUUGCUUGUUGCUUUGGCGGGGAUUGCGUCUGAACGGUUCGAGAGUCUAGAGGCGUAUCGGGCUGUUGCGCCUCUUGUUGCUGUUAUUUCGACGACGGGGCAUUUACCUGGGCAUAAGGAUGUGCCCGUGUUGUUUCGGCCUAUGUAUUCUAUGUUGCUUCCUAUCCCGCAUGCGGAUAAAUUGCAGAUGGAGAAGUUGCUUGAUGAGGAGGUGCGGUGUGGGGAGAAGGGGGUUUUGGGGGCUGGGGUUGUUGUUGUCCGGCCUAGUUUUUUGACUGGAGAUCAUCGGAUCUCUGAUAAGGACGAGAGUAAGAAGAAGGGCGAGGGGUUUGAGAUGGUUAGGGUCGGGACGGAGAGGGAUCCUGCUAUUGGAUAUACGAUUUCUAGGGCUUUGGUUGGAGAGUGGAUUUUUGAGGAGGUUAUCCAGGGCGGUGGGAAGAAGUGGGUUGGGGAGAAGGUUACUAUUACCUUUUGA
Molecule: messenger RNA, 888 nt
Organism: Penicillium canescens
Lineage: Eukaryota; Fungi; Ascomycota; Eurotiomycetes; Eurotiales; Aspergillaceae
Exons: 1
Coding region: 1-888 (295 amino acids)
Source: RefSeq, a predicted model, not a curated record